Molecule: messenger RNA, 807 nt
Organism: Schistocerca nitens (vagrant locust)
Lineage: Eukaryota; Metazoa; Arthropoda; Insecta; Orthoptera; Acrididae
Exons: 5
Coding region: 312-662 (116 amino acids)
Biological process (GO): sensory perception of taste
Cellular component (GO): dendrite; axon; membrane
Source: RefSeq, a predicted model, not a curated record
GUAGCGAGUGGACGGUUGUACUGAGCGGGCGUCGGCAUGCGUCGACGGCGUGCUGUUCUUCCGAAUCUGGUCAGGAUUGUGGUGGACGAUGUGUAUUAUUGUAGAAGGUGGAGAGGCCCAGCAGCGUGGUGAAGCAGUUGGCUGCCGUGCACAAGGUGUUGCUGGACGCAGGGGAGUCCCUGAACGAGGUUGUGGCGCACCUCUCGCUGCUGUACGCGGCCGAAUCGGUCGUCACGGUGUUGUUCACGGGCCUGCUGACCGCUGGUCUCUUGCUGGACGACUCGCCCCUGCCGUUCUCCCCUGCGAUCCCUAUGAUUUACUUGCCCUUGUUGUGCAAUGUUUUCAACUUGUUGCUGGUCGUCUUUUGGUGCCACGACACUAUUUUGAAGGCCAACGGAUGUGCCCUGUUUCUUCACAGAUCCUUCAACAACAUAGAUGACCGUGAAACAAAGGAAAAGUUGCUGCUGUUCUCACAACAGCUGCUGGAUCGAAAGCUACAACUCACAUCCUCCAGAUGUUUUUCUAUGGAUGUCUCCUUUAUAUUUUCGGUAGCUGAGGUGGUGAGCUCCUAUAUGGUUGUACUGAUACAGGAGCAAUAUGAACCGACUAAGAGUCCAACACAGCAGGCAGUUACGAAAGAAAUACAACAUUCUGUCGACUAGCUCCACAGCCUACCAACUAGUGGGAGAAAUAGUUACUGCUACCUUUCUGUUCUUUAGCCAUCGACGAUUACAGAGCUUUGUGAGACUGCCUAGUUCAUUGUUCCCACUGAGUGUGAAUAUAUUAAAGAAGGCAAUUCAUAUUUGA